AUGCCUAUUGGACAGUUGAGAUUAGCCUGGGCAGAUCUUGAUGAAGCCAUUGCUUUAGAACCUCAGUUAUUGGAUGCUUACUGGCAUAGACAUCUCCUGUUUUUACUGAAAAAUAAACCUAAGAAAGCAUUAGAUGACUUGAAUGCAGUGUUGAAACUCAACAAGCAGCAUGCCGGAGCAUAUAGAUCCAGAGCCGAGAUAUUUCGAAAACAAGGUGAUAUAACAAUGGCUAUUGUCAAUUUCACUCAAGCACUUAAACUUGAACCAGAUGAUUAUGAGGCGUAUUACAGAAGAGCUGAAAUGUAUGAAAAGAGAGGUGAAAUCCUGCUGGCGUUAGAAGAUUAUCGAGAAGCUACUAAACUGAUGCCUAGUAAAACUGAAGCCAUAUACAAACAUGGAGAAUACCAUUUCAACCAAGGGAACUGGAUUGCUGCUGUUAAGGACUUUACUGAGAUGUUGAUACAGGAACCAAACAAUGCGCUAGCUAGGACAUUCCGUGGACGAGCGUUGGCGAAGCAGGGAUCAUUCACUAGCGCUAUUCAGGAUCUAUCCAUUGCUAUACAUCUAGAUCCAUUUAAUGCUGUAGCCUUCUAUCAUAGAGGAUGUCUGCUAAGAAAAGCACAUCCCAAGAAAUCUUUACAAGAUUUGAGUGUUUCUAUUUUAAUUGAUGAUUCUCAAGACAAUGUCUUGGCUUAUUUACAUCGAGGUAUUCUCUACAUGGAUAUGGAGAGACAUGCAGCUGAGUUAAGCAGUGGUCUUGGAGUAUCUGCAACACAGCAAGCCGCCGUCUUCUCCAUUUCUACAGGAAUAUUCCAAAGCAACAGAAUCAUUAUCUGCAGCAUCCCGAGUCAGACCCACCGUCCCCACUUACGUAUUACUCGGUAA
Saccoglossus kowalevskii is the source of this 885-nucleotide messenger RNA. RefSeq lists its product as uncharacterized. The record is from RefSeq and is a predicted model, not a curated record. Gene Ontology annotation, molecular function: protein binding. NCBI's taxonomy places the organism in Eukaryota, Metazoa, Hemichordata, Enteropneusta, Harrimaniidae.